GCUCACUCUUUAACAACAAUAAGUAGUUAAGAGCAAGAGUUCCUCCAUUAAUUAGUUCCUUAACAUUCUAUCUAUCAAUUGAUCCGAAAAUGGCUACUGAUGAGAGAGCAGGGGCUGAAAUUGUAAGAGGAAAGGAAGCUUGUGAGCGAUUUUCGGCAGAGCUGAUGAAAGAGCUUGGAUUCCCUACUGGUGUCCUUCCCACGGGAGAGCUGGUGGAAUGCGGGAGGGUGAGAGCCACCGGUUUCGUGUGGUGGAAAUGCAAGGCUGCCUAUGAGCAUUUCAAUGUUGCAACCAACACCAAGAACAGCUAUGCCGCCGAGACCACGGCAUAUGUGGAGAAGGGGAGGAUGAAGAAGAUGACUGGUUGCAAGGCUAAGCAGAUGAUGUUGUGGGUUCCCAUAGCAGAAAUGUACAUUGAUGGCAACAAGAUCUCCUUCAAGUCAUCCAUGGGAGUCGGCAAGUCCUUCCCCAUCAUAUCUUUUAUGAAUGAAGAAGAAAAGAAGGCUUAUCUCCAGUAAAAAAUCGUAACUAGUGAAAUAUCAAUUCCAAGAUAUGAUAUGUAUUUAGUUCCUUUUCUAUGAGUCUUUGUAUCCCUGUAUCCUCUCUUCAUGACCAAAUUAUAUUUGAAUGUACUAGAUUAUUUAAAAACAGUGGCGCAGAUUACAUCUUUGUUUAUAUCAUUGAAUUCCACUUUUGAUUUUGUGCA
Messenger RNA from Macadamia integrifolia, 706 nucleotides. RefSeq lists its product as uncharacterized. Bases 90 to 518 code for a protein of 142 amino acids. The record is from RefSeq and is a predicted model, not a curated record. Lineage: Eukaryota; Viridiplantae; Streptophyta; Magnoliopsida; Proteales; Proteaceae. The transcript has a single exon.